Messenger RNA from Corythoichthys intestinalis (scribbled pipefish), 2409 nucleotides. RefSeq names its product vascular endothelial growth factor Ab (gene vegfab). Gene Ontology annotation, biological process: positive regulation of protein phosphorylation; vascular endothelial growth factor signaling pathway; positive regulation of endothelial cell proliferation. NCBI's taxonomy places the organism in Eukaryota, Metazoa, Chordata, Actinopteri, Syngnathiformes, Syngnathidae. The coding region runs from base 975 to 1439 and encodes 154 amino acids. The record is from RefSeq and is a predicted model, not a curated record. Gene Ontology annotation, cellular component: membrane. The transcript is spliced from 6 exons. Gene Ontology annotation, molecular function: heparin binding; vascular endothelial growth factor receptor 1 binding; chemoattractant activity.
UAUACACACACACGUUUAAAUUAUGAUAUUUUUAAAUAAUUUUCUGAGAUAUCAAAAACAUACAUUUAUCAAUAACACACUGGAAAGUAUACAUGGAUUUCAAAUUUAAAAUAAUUGAAAUAAAAACCCUAAAUAAACAUCACAAGAAUUUAAAAAGGAAAAUAGGAAUUUUAAAAAAUUUAAAAUAAGGCAGGUGGCAAGUCAACAGUGGUUUGUUCAAACCCUGCUUGUUCUCAAAAUAAAAUAAAAAUUAAAAGAAUUACUUACAUUUAGUAAAUGUUAUUGUAAAAUCAAUCAAUCCAAUAUCACAAGUGUAAUUUUCAAGUCAGCAGUGUUUGGAAUAUAAUAUGAAUUUACGAUAAUUUUUUUCCCCCAUAGUCGCUCUUUUUUUUUUUUUUUUUUUUUUUUUUAAGAACUCAAUGAACUUUUCCGGGUACUGGCUGCUUGCUCUUAGGUCAAAAGUGUGACAGACAGCCAUGAGCAAAAAGAAAUGUGAAGAUAGAAAUGGUUAAAAGCCUUGCUUGUAAAAAUGAGUCAUAAUAAUUCCAGGCCUCACCCCCAAAUUAGGAGCAUCCUACCUUCUACUACAUUUGAAAGCUUGACACCCAUCUCAGUGUUUUGAGUGAGUGAGUUGGUGGGUGGUUAUUAGGUUAGGGGGGGUCCCUCUCCCAACUGGCUCCCCACUCUCUCAUCUCUCACGCCACCCGGAAGGGGCGGGCCACCCAACAUCCCUUCAUUAGGAAUGACUCUCUCUUUUUUUUUUCAUUAAGUCCAAUUGGAGCCGAGUGCUGCCGUCUCACGCAACACGCACACACAUGCAAGUGAAGCAGUGAAAGGGGGUGCCGUGGAGGAGGGGGAGUGGCUGGUUGACAUUCUUGCUGGCUUUUAAUGGGAAUGAAUGCAGCCAGGAGUCCAUAAAGAGUGCCCAAUUACCGAGGGAAACGCAAAGAGGUCCACAUGACGUGAUCCCUUUAAUGGAGGUGUACAACAAGAGCUAUUGUAAGCCUCGGGAGAUAGUGGUGGAGAUCCUGCAGGAGUAUCCAGAAGAAGUGGAGCACAUAUUCUUCCCGUCGUGCGUGGUGUUGACGCGCUGCGCCGGCUGCUGCACCGACGAGAGGCUCCAGUGUACGCCUACGUCCAGCCACAACGUGACAUUGGAGAUUAAAAGAAUAGCAACUUUAAGGCAACAGAAUGAUAUCUACAUGAGUUUCACAGAACACAGCGCAUGCGAGUGUAGGUUAAAGAAAGAAGUGAAAGAGCUGCAAGAAAAACAAUCCCGGCGAGGCCCAUCUAAUGGCCAAAAACGAAAGCGAAAGAAAAACCCAGACAUAACAAUUGGCGACGUGUACGUCAGCUCCGCCUUCUCCGCCUCCCUGCACCUGAGUGUCGUGCUUCUCGUAAUUAGGACGGCUUGGGAAGAGAUCCUUUGCCUCUUUUAACGUCCAUUAGCAUGUCGCUAACGUGCCCGUCCUGCUUCCACUAUGUCAUUUCACGCCUUGUAGUGUUUUGCUAACGUCGGCAUAUGACGCUAACUGCUAAAUUCAUUCAUCUCAGCCCAUCGAGACUAAUCAAUCGUCCCCUGACAAUCAGCGCACCAGCAGAAAAAAAAAAAAAAAAAGUAAAAGCAGAUGUUUGUGUUCCUUGAGACAUUUCAAGUUUAGAUGAGUGAUAAAAGACGAGCAAGAAUAAACGCAUUUUAGCGGUUGUCGUUGUUGCGCCGCUAUCAGCGGGAUCGUAAUCACCGUGUUUAGUCUGUUUCGCUUUGCUGUGUCUCGCUUCUGACUCCUUCGCCCUCUUUGUACUUUUCAUCUUUUUUUUUUUCUCUCCCCUGCGCAUAAUGCUGGUACGCUUUCAUUGUCAGUUUCAGAUUAUGAAUGAUAGCUAUCUGCUACGGGCCAUUUGUAAACUCGACCGAUUGUGCACCGAGUACUGUCUUUGUGUUGCCGACCGAUCUCUUGCACCGUAACAAUUCCGCCUUCAUUUUGUGUCUCAAGUGUGAUUGUUGGUUUGUCAACAGUGAUGGAGUAGUUCUUUCAUCUUUUUCACAAUAAAAUGAAAUGUUCUAAGGCACAACAAGCGGAUUCCUGAGUCUUCUUUGAUGACAUUUGAUGGAUAACAGUCACCAAACACUUAUGACGAUAGACAGGCAAACCCAUGAGUUAAAGGUAACAAAAACAAGCCUACAGCUGUUGCCAUUGUGACUCAGCUUGGGCGAUUUGAGACUCAUAAGUCAAGGUAGCACCGCACCUUGUGUAAUGCAAGCCAGACUGUCACAUGCUACGCAAACAUUUGGAACAGCAAACUGGGCCGUGUGACCUGAGGGUGACCGUUUUCUUGGUGUGGUAACGCAACACUCUUGAUAAUCCUCAUCUCUCUCCCUCCUUCCUUUUUUCCUGUCUGUCUAUGUGU